Lampris incognitus (smalleye Pacific opah) is the source of this 2841-nucleotide messenger RNA. It is a transcript of the gene grm8a, whose product is annotated as glutamate receptor, metabotropic 8a. The record is from RefSeq and is a predicted model, not a curated record. Gene Ontology annotation, cellular component: membrane. The transcript has 13 exons. NCBI's taxonomy places the organism in Eukaryota, Metazoa, Chordata, Actinopteri, Lampriformes, Lampridae. Gene Ontology annotation, biological process: G protein-coupled glutamate receptor signaling pathway; regulation of synaptic transmission, glutamatergic. Gene Ontology annotation, molecular function: group III metabotropic glutamate receptor activity. Bases 50 to 2755 code for a protein of 901 amino acids.
GCCGCAGCGGAACCCCGUUUCCUCUUCCUCCUGCACCAUCUUCCUGUUCAUGGCUACUUCCUAUUCUUUGCUGCUGCCCCUUAUCUCCCCUCAGCGUACCCCCAUGGACCCACAGGCGGCACCAGAGUAUGCUCACUCCAUCCGGCUGGACGGGGACAUCAUCCUGGGCGGGUUAUUUCCUGUCCACUCCCGGGGGGACCGUGGCACACCCUGUGGGGAGCUGAAGAAAGAGAAGGGGAUCCACCGUUUGGAGGCCAUGAUGUUCGCCAUCGACUUGAUCAACAAGGAUCCUGAUCUGCUCCCCAACAUCACUCUGGGCGCCCGCAUCUUGGAUACCUGUUCAAGGGACACGUAUGCUCUGGAGCAGUCUCUGACCUUCGUCCAGGCCUUGAUAGAGAAAGACGGCUCGGAUGUUCGCUGUGCUAAUGGAGACCCGCCCAUCUUCGCCAAGCCGGAUAAAAUCGUGGGAGUGAUAGGAGCCGCAGCCAGCUCUGUAUCCAUCAUGGUGGCCAACAUCCUGCGCCUAUUUAAGAUCCCGCAGAUCAGCUACGCCUCCACGGCCCCGGAGCUGAGCGACAACACCCGCUAUGACUUUUUCUCCCGUGUGGUGCCGCCGGACUCCUACCAGGCCCAGGCCAUGAUGGACAUCGUCACAGCGAUGGGGUGGAACUACGUGUCCACUCUGGCCUCGGAGGGCAACUAUGGCGAGAGCGGCGUGGAGGCCUUCGUCCAGAUCUCCAGGGAAACCAGUGGUGUGUGUAUCGCCCAGUCUCUCAAGAUCCCUAGAGAGCCUAAGCCGGGGGAGUUUGAUAAGAUCAUCAGGCGCCUGCUGGAGACCUCUAAUGCCAGGGCCAUCAUCAUGUUUGCUAAUGAGGACGACAUACGGCGCAUACUGGAUGCAGCAAAAAGGAACAAUCAGACUGGACACUUCCUGUGGGUGGGAUCAGAUAGCUGGGGAGCCAAAAUCUCACCUGUGAUUGGCCAGGAGAGGGUGGCAGAGGGAGCCAUCACUAUCCUGCCCAAACGAGCGUCUGUGGAUGCAUUUGACCGUUACUUCCGUAGCCGUUCGCUGUCCAACAAUAGGAGGAAUGUUUGGUUCGCUGAGUUCUGGGAGGAAAAUUUCAACUGCAAGUUGGGGAUGCAUGGAAAAAGACCAGGAAGCCCCAAGAAAUGCACAGGUCUGGAAAAGGUCGGACGCGACUCCAGCUACGAGCAGGAGGGGAAGGUGCAGUUUGUGAUGGAUGCUGUGUAUGCCAUGGCGCACGCCCUGCACCGCAUGCACAGGGAGCUCUGUUACGGCUACCCCGGCCUAUGCCCGCGCAUGUCCAACAACAUCGACGGCAAAGAGCUGCUGAGCCACAUACGGGCGGUUAGCUUCAACGGAAGUGCAGGUACUCCUGUGGUUUUUAAUGAGAAUGGAGAUGCUCCGGGAAGAUAUGACAUCUUUCAGUACCAAAUCACCAAUAAAUCUACUGCCGAAUACAGAGUCAUCGGCACCUGGACCAACAAACUAUACCUGAGCGUGGAGGCCAUGCGGUGGAGGACGGGCAAUCCAUCCCUCCCUGCCUCGGUGUGCAGCAUACCGUGCCGGGCAGGGGAAAGGAAGAAAGUGGUGAAAGGCGUGCCGUGCUGCUGGCACUGUGAGUGCUGUGAGGGGUAUCACUACCAGGCCUCCGAGUUCACCUGUGAGCUGUGCCCGUACGAGAUGCGCCCCGACACCAACCGCACCGGCUGUGUUCCAAUCCCCAUCAUCAAGCUGGAGUGGCACUCACCAUGGGCCAUCAUCCCCGUCUUCAUCUCCAUGCUGGGAAUCAUCGCCACUUCCUUUGUCAUCAUCACGUUCGUCCGCUACAACGAUACGCCGAUCGUGCGGGCGUCGGGGCGGGAGAUGAGCUAUGUGCUGCUGACGGGCAUCUUCCUGUGCUACGCCAUCACCUUCCUGAUGAUCGCGGCUCCGGAUGUGGGCGUCUGCUCCUUCAGGAGGAUCUUCUUGGGCCUGGGGAUGUGUUUCAGCUAUGCCGCCCUGCUCACCAAGACCAACAGGAUACACCGCAUCUUCGAACAGGGGAAGAAAUCCGUGACGGCGCCGAGGUUUAUCUCUCCAGCGUCUCAGCUCGUCAUCACCUUCUCCCUGAUCUCAGUCCAGCUGCUGGGCGUCUUCGUCUGGUUCGCCGUGGACCCGCCCCACACCGUGGUUGACUACGGCGAGCAGAGGACCCAGGACCCCUCGGCUGCGCGUGGCGUCCUCAAGUGCGACAUCUCGGACCUGUCGCUCAUCUGCUCCCUGGGCUACUCCAUCCUGCUGAUGGUGACGUGCACGGUGUACGCCAUCAAGACCCGCGGCGUGCCGGAGACCUUCAACGAAGCCAAGCCCAUCGGCUUCACCAUGUACACCACCUGUAUCAUCUGGCUGGCUUUCAUACCCAUCUUCUUCGGGACGUCACAGUCUGCAGAGAGGAUGUAUAUCCAGACCACCACCCUGACCAUCUCGCUCAGCCUGUCUGCCUCCGUGUCUCUGGGGAUGCUCUACAUGCCCAAAGUCUACAUCAUCCUCUUCCAUCCUGAACAGAACGUACCCAAACGCAAACGCAGCUUCAAGGCCAUUGUGACAGCAGCCACCAUGUCGGGAAAGUUGACCCAGAAGGGAGGAGACCGGCCCAAUGGAGAGGUCAAGACUGAGCUCUGUGAGAGCAUGGAGACCAACACUUCAUCAACUAAGACAACAUAUGUCAGCUACAGCAAUCAUGCCAUCUGAAGGGACGAGGGGACGGAGAGGAAGGGGACCGGACGGAACGGGGGGACGGGGACAUGUCUUGGGGCGGGGGCCAUGCCAACGGAACA